Messenger RNA from Lactuca saligna, 1104 nucleotides. The record is from the annotation of a GenBank genome assembly. Lineage: Eukaryota; Viridiplantae; Streptophyta; Magnoliopsida; Asterales; Asteraceae.
AUGGAAGGAAAGUGCUCGAACAAAGGGGAAUGUGAACGGAAGGGCAAAGCUAUUUCUUCUGAUGAUGUUGAGGGUACAAUCAUCUCUGCGAAAAAGAAAGGAUCAGAAAACAAGUACCCAAAAGGGAAAGAAAUGGCAGAGGGCUCAUCCUGGGAUUCCCAAGAAAAAAUACCCGAAGGUCAUCCUUCUCCUGUUGCUGUACCAGAUCCUGGCGUCGAGAAUGUGUCCGAACAUGCUUCUUCUGCAAACGUUUCCAGCCUACCACCGGUGGCGGAUGAAUCUCCUUUGGUGCCCAAAAUGAAUACCGACUUCCCAUGCAGAUACUGCACAAGACGAUUCCCCUCUGCCCAGGGAUUGGGUGGUCACCAGAACUCCCACAAGAAAGAGCGGGAGCGUUCCAAGAGACGAAGAAUGCAUGGUUACAUGCUACAUUCCUCCCCAAGCCUCGUAGACGCUCCUAUUUACCCUGAUUACAGCAUAUUUUCCAAUGGUGUAUCCCUCGGGUAUCCUCAGCUUUCUCUCCGUCAAGCCAACACUUUUACACUCGCAAGGCCAUCAUCACAUUCACAGGGGCACCCUUACUCCCCCUCUUUGCCUUUUUCUCCAAACACCAAAUACCCACAAUCAACUACUGGGUUGAAUUUAGGAGAAUUUGGUCAACCCUCUAAUAUGUGGUUUAACUGUAAUCAAUUGUCAGGUUAUGACAGGUUUACCACGAUUGGCGCCCACCCUGGGAACAAUGAUAAUGACAAUCAAGCUAGUGGUAAUACGAGGAGUGAUUUUAACUCUCUUGGAAUGGAACACAACGAAGGUGGCAACCUAGCCGGAGGUUUCCUAACAGUAAAGGAGAAUACCUGUUUGGUUGCUUCUGGAUUUGAAGCUGGAGGCACCAGUAGCGGGGAUAGAAAUUUCCUUGGGGUUUCUCAAGGAGAAAGUACUGUGAGUCAUGAAAUCCAGGAUACUAUUAAAGGGUACGAAGAAGAAGAGAGUGAUGGUACUAUUGAUCUUCUUUCACGGGUUGGGAUGGGUAACACAGAAGAUGCAGAUGCAGAACUCAAUGCUGAUUGUGUCAACCAAUUAACUAGAAUGUGGAUGAUGGUGUAA